This is a messenger RNA of Halichondria panicea, 997 nucleotides long. RefSeq lists its product as uncharacterized. Gene Ontology annotation, biological process: peptidyl-tyrosine sulfation. NCBI's taxonomy places the organism in Eukaryota, Metazoa, Porifera, Demospongiae, Suberitida, Halichondriidae. The annotation marks the transcript as partial. Gene Ontology annotation, molecular function: protein-tyrosine sulfotransferase activity. Gene Ontology annotation, cellular component: Golgi apparatus. The transcript has a single exon. The record is from RefSeq and is a predicted model, not a curated record.
UGUUUGUUAUUCAUAGGAUACUUCAGGAGUGGUCACAGUAUAGUUGGGAGUCUGCUGGAUGCUCAUCCGAAUGUCGUGGUGGCACAUGAGCUUAACGUUCUUCGUUGGCUCUCACGAUUAGAUCUACAAAAUUCAGAAGUGAAGGCUGAUCUCUUCAAUGAACUCUAUCCGAAUGUCGUGGUGGCACAUGAGCUUAACGUUCUUCGUUGGCUCUCACGAUUAGAUCUACAAAAUUCAGAAGUGAAGGCUGAUCUCUUCAAUGAACUCUAUGCAAACAGUUUCAACAAUGUGUUUAGUGAUGGAAAAAGAAGCGAUAACAAUAAAGGAUACAAUCUCACGAUAGAAAACAGUUGGCAAGGACGGUACAGAGAGCGGAUUGAUGUAAUUGGAGACAAAAAUGGUGGUGGAACGUCCAGGAUGUACAGAGAUAAUGCUAAGGACUUCAAACUUGCGUACAACCGACUGCAUCAGUUUGCUUCCAUCCUAAUACGUUUCAUUCACUGCGUACGUAAUCCAUUUGACGUCAUCUCUACAAUGGUGCUUUACAGAAUACAGAGCACAAGAAUUCAAAAAGACUUGGUCCCCAUUUCCAGAAAGUCACGUCAUGUAUACAAAGACGUCCAACAACUUUCAUCAGCUGCAGACCUUUUUUUCUCUUUAGCUGAUUCUGUUGCUAACAUUUCUCAGUCAAUAACUUCUGGAAAUCGGCUUUUGGAAAUUCACAACCAUGAGUUGGUAUCUCAUCCUGAAGAUAGGGUCUUCAAGUUGUGCCAAUUUCUGAACAUUGAUUGCCCAAGAGAUUAUCUAAAAUUGUGUGCAGCAAAAGUGUUUCCGAAAAUAUCAAGAUCAAGAUUUACUAUGGACUGGCCGGAAGAGAUGAAGAAAAUGGUGCAGAGCCGUCUUGAACUGUAUCCCUUUUUUAAGGGUUAUUCAUUUGAAAGUUUAAUGUAAUACCUUAACGUAACUGCACAUAAUUAUAGCUACGUAUAGAUCUAUA